AUGCCUGUUGCAACAGCCGAGCCGCAGCCGUUUGAGUUCCCACCAGGGUACGUGAUGCCGCUACCCACCCGUCCGAGCAAGAUGGAUGAGGACGCGCUGCAUCCCGUGCGCGUGCCGACACCGCUGCCGGACCUGCUGCCGCGCAACAUGAAGGACAUCCAGAAGAUGCGUAACCUGCAGUCCGACGGCGACACAGCCAAGAAGUACGUGCCACCGCGCCGCGACCUGCCGCCGCCGUACGUGAACGACGACGAGUGCGACGAGUUCGAGGACAAGACGAUCGACACGACCAUCCUGAACAUGUCGGAGAAGGACCGCACGAAGCGCAUGGGCCACACCUACCAGUUAAACGGCCCCGCCGUUGAGGGCGACGUCACGCCGGUCUUCGAGAACGGCCUGCUCUUCAAGGUCGUGACGCCAGAUGGCUCUUGGUACUACUACAACGACACGGACAAGUACGAGAUGCAUGUGAAGUUCACCUUCGGCGCCAAGUCAGACCUACAACCCGGCGAAAAAGUCGACAUGUACGUUAUGAGCACAAGCGAGCUGUCCGCCUCCCUCGUCGUCUUCCCCGGCGAGACGACGAAGCUGGUAGCUGGAAAGAUCAACGGCUUCAAGUGCAGCGCUAAGGCGGUGCCACUUAACGACGACAAGCGCGACAUCCUCUACGGCGAAGUCAACGACCGCAUCGCCGACGAUCUGAUGGACAUGGCGCAGGCAAUCGGCGUUCGGGAAGACGACUUGACAGAGGAGAAGGUGCUGGCGUACUGCGAGGAAAACGAGAAGCCGUACAUCGACUGCGACUUCCGCCCGUGCGACUACUCGCUCUACCGCGCUGACGUGGACACGUACCUGCCGCGCUUCAUCCCGUGGCACCGCCCAUCCACCUGGAUCCCGGAAGAGCAGCUCACGGAGGUGCGCCUCUUCCGCCGUGACAUCCUGCCGUCCCAGGUGACACACGGUUCCAUCGGCGACACCUACCUCGUCUCUGCCAUCGCCGCCCUGACCGACGCCAGCGGCGACCGGCUGCACGACCUCUUCCGCCACCCGGUGAGCGCCGCCAACGGCAAGAUCGAGCGUGCCCUCGGUGCCUACUGGGUCACCAUAAACUUCAACGGCUGGUGGCUGCCGGUACUGCUGGACGACUUCCUGCCUGCGACGCGUGACGGCCCCGAGUUUGCGCGGUGCGCGGUGGACAUUCGGCGCAUGUGGGUGGCGCUACUGGAGAAGACGUACGCGAAGGUGCACGGCUCCUACGCGAACAUCGCGAGCGGCGACCCACUGGAGCCGCUCUCAGAGUUCACCGGCUUCCCAGUGACCCGCUACGAGAGCUUCUGGGAGGACGCGCGGGGCGGUGACGACAUGCUGUUUCAGGAGAUGCUGUCGUACAACAGGAUGGGGCACUUGCAGGUGCUCUGCACCCCGUCCGACGGCGGCGAGGCAUUCGGCAACGCGAACGUCGUCAGCGCAAACCCGGAGCUGGAAGCGACGUACGAGAAGAUGGGCCUCCUCCUACACCAUGGCUACGCAGUGCUGCAGACGGAGUACUUCGAGGACCUCGACCUCCGUCUGCUGCGCCUCCGCAACCCGUGGGGCAACGGCUCUGAGUGGACCGGCGCGUGGAGCAAGGACGACAAGCGCUGGAACAAGUACCCGUCUGUGCGCAACGCGUGCUACCGGCACGGUGGCAGCCCGACGGAUGCCGACCGCACGUUCUGGGUAGAGUGGUGUGACGCGCUCAAGAUCUUCUCCGGCGGUGGAUGCUGCCACCUGCGCACUCCGUGGUUCGACUACCGCGUCCGUGGCGAGUUUGCCCAGGGCAUCCCGACCAUCUCUUUCGAGGUUAACGUGUCCGCGCCGACGGAGGCCUACAUCACUCUCUCGCAGGAGGACGAGCGCGAUGACCCGUCGCUGGAGUACCACGCACUCCUGCUGAGCGUGUUCCGGCACAGCGGCAAGAAGGAAAAGCUGGACGCCACCAGCAACUCGCUUGUGGAGAAGCCGGACCGCCAGCUCAAGUUCAACUUCUCGCGUGACGUGGCGAUGAAGUACACCUUUUUGCCAGAGCACAGCCCGUACUUUAUCAUCCCGCGCAUCCACGACCCCAGCGUGACGAAGCCGUACGUGAUGGGCCUACUGUGUGACACCUACAUUGGCAACGGCAUCAAGGUGGAGUUCAAGCGGGUGGACCGCAACUGCCGCGUCUUCGCUAACAUGCCGUCCUUUGCACCGGCAGGAAUGAUGGAGGACACUGCGGCUGAGUACCAGAUCCGCACUCCACGGCAGCCAAUUGAGUGCAUCGGGGAGGAGAUCGUCGACGAGCGCCUACGCGAGUUUGGCAUUCUGGAGGAGUAG
Messenger RNA from Leishmania mexicana MHOM/GT/2001/U1103, 2355 nucleotides. Its product is annotated as putative calpain-like cysteine peptidase. Gene Ontology annotation, biological process: proteolysis. The transcript has a single exon. Lineage: Eukaryota; Euglenozoa; Kinetoplastea; Trypanosomatida; Trypanosomatidae. The coding region runs from base 1 to 2355 and encodes 784 amino acids. The record is from RefSeq and is a predicted model, not a curated record. Gene Ontology annotation, molecular function: calcium-dependent cysteine-type endopeptidase activity.